AUGGCAAAUGCUCAACAAUACUGCCUUCGUUGGAACAACCAUCGCUCCAAUCUACUAACGGUAUUCGAUGAACUGCUCCAAAAUGAAGCUUUUACUGACGUAACAUUAGCUUGUGAGGGUGGUACGCCCAUUAAAUGUCACAGAAUGGUUUUGGCGGCAUGUUCUCCAUAUUUUCAAAAUCUUUUCAUAGGAUUACCAUGUACACAUCCAGUGGUAGUUCUAAAAGAUGUUAAACACAUGGAAAUUAAAGCAAUUUUAGAAUACAUGUACCGAGGAGAAGUAAACGUAGCACAAAAUCAACUUGCUGCUUUGCUUAAAGUAGCCGAGACGUUGAAAGUUAAAGGUUUAGUGGAAGAAAAUAAAUCCAAUCCGAACCCCAAAGAAGACGAACCAAUUGAUCACUCACCUUCGAUAAGUACAUCGAGUUCAGUAAUGCAAAAUAUUGUUCAUAGCAGUAGCAAUUCGUCACCUCCUCAUUCCACAAACACUAUGUACAAAAAUCCAUACAAUUUUUAUAAUAACAAACCUCAGGAUUCUAGAUUAAAUCUACCAAUGUGGGCCAUGCCUGGUAUACCCUUGCCACCACACACAUCUCCCCAAGUUUCCAGCAAUAAUCAUCAUAGUCCGGCAACAAUGCUCAGCGGGUGUUACGAAAGUGCUUCAUCAGAUAUGUCUCCUUUGAAAAAGAAGAAAAUGUCCAGUUUAUUAAUUCAGAGGGACACACCAAUAUUGAGGACAGUAUUAGGUCAAGGUCAAGCCGACUCCUCUCAACCUGUCAGUUUAGUUUGUCAUCCAGAUAGUGCUGAGCAGAGUAACAGCAACGAAGAGAGAAUAAAACACAUGAAAAAUGAACCUUUAGAAGAUGCACAAUCACCGUAUACAGAUUUUAUCCCAAUGCACGAAGAAGAAGAGAAACUAAAAAUGGCAAUACCUUCCUCAUCUCCGCAGUCGUACUCACACGAAAUGCGUGGUGUUACAGGUAUUGCCACGUACGUUCCUACACAAAAACCUGAAUGGAAACGAUAUAAGCAAUAUACCAGAAAUGAUAUAAUGUCAGCUAUAGAAGCUGUAAGGAAUGGAAUGUCGGCAUUACAAGCUGCUCGAAAAUACGGAGUACCUUCGCGAACGUUGUAUGACAAAGUAAAAAAAUUGGGGAUAACUACCAGCCGUCCGUUUAAGCGUGGCAGCAAUGGAAGUUCGGCGUGUUUUUCAUAUAAUACUGGUUCACCAUAUAGUGGUCAUCUUUCUGAAUCCGACGAAAAUCCAAUGCAUAAUAAUAAUAAUUCUGCAUUACUUGAAGCCAGCACAUUUCUUCAGCACGCUCUAGAUAGCAGAGGUGGAGAUGAACGAGAAGCAUUGGCUGCAAUGGCUGCAGCUGCUGCUCAUGCUGUCGCCUCGGGACAUUCUACCAGUCCGAAUAACCUUGGAAAAGCUAGAAGUCCCAGCCCUAGUCCUACAAUGUUAAAAUAUAUGAGACAUGUAAGCUUAACUCCUUCACCAGCUGCUGGUAGCGAGCAUCAUAAUUCUCAUAGUGAAACUAAUGGGAGUUCAGAAAGGGAACAAGAAGAUGAAGAUCAAGUUGAAGAUCUCUCGAUAAAUAGGAAAGAGCAUAGAGAAAGAGAAUCGACAGGAGUGAUCAUGCCUCCCAUGAACCAAGUUGCUGCUAUAGUUAAAAAAGAAGAAUUGCUGGUAGAAAACCUCAAAGAGGAAUCUAGAAGGGAAGUAACUUUAGAAUGUGAAGGGGAAUGAAAAAGGACAUAAUAAUUCUCAAACUGUUUUGAGAAAUGUUUACACCAGUGUUAAGUUUUAUGGUAUAUAGUUUAUUAUUUUGCAAA
Molecule: messenger RNA, 1835 nt
Organism: Diorhabda carinulata
Lineage: Eukaryota; Metazoa; Arthropoda; Insecta; Coleoptera; Chrysomelidae
Gene: rib
Product: modifier of mdg4
Exons: 4
Coding region: 1-1749 (582 amino acids)
Biological process (GO): regulation of transcription by RNA polymerase II
Cellular component (GO): nucleus
Molecular function (GO): DNA binding; protein binding
Source: RefSeq, a predicted model, not a curated record